Messenger RNA from Liolophura sinensis, 4731 nucleotides. Its product is annotated as tyrosine aminotransferase-like. The coding region runs from base 111 to 1367 and encodes 418 amino acids. The record is from RefSeq and is a predicted model, not a curated record. NCBI's taxonomy places the organism in Eukaryota, Metazoa, Mollusca, Polyplacophora, Chitonida, Chitonidae. Gene Ontology annotation, molecular function: L-tyrosine:2-oxoglutarate transaminase activity; pyridoxal phosphate binding. Gene Ontology annotation, biological process: biosynthetic process; L-tyrosine catabolic process; L-phenylalanine catabolic process. The transcript has 12 exons.
GCCAGACCUUCCCGCAUCGCGUGGACGAGAGGCAGUGAAAACAGUUCAAGGUGUUUGUUCAGUGGAGAAACUCAAGGUAACAUUUAACUGUUAAUCAGAAGGUGAGCAGAAUGGACAAAGCUAAGAAGACAAUGAAGAGAUAUGCCCCAGAAUGGCAUGUACCUGCCUCCAAGAUGGCCAAGAACACCUUCAACCCAAUCAGGAAAAUCGUUGACGGCAUGAAGUUGACUCCCAACCCAGACAAAGAAAUGAUUGCCCUAUCUAUAGGUGACCCAACUGUGUUUGGGAACAUGGCCCCAUCAGAGGAGUCUGAGAACGCUGUGAUGAAAUGCAUGCAGGACAGAAAGUACAAUGGCUACGCCCCCUCUAUAGGCUAUGAGAAGGCACGGGCUGCGGUAGCUAACUACGUCUCUACACCAGACACACCUGUUACCGCACGUGAUGUUGUUCUGGCCAGUGGUUGUUCUGGCGCCAUAGACCUGGCCAUCUGUGUACUGGCUAACCCGGGUCAGAAUAUCCUCAUACCACGCCCUGGAUUCUCCCUCUACAAAACUUUGGCUGAUUCCCUUGAGAUAGAAUCUAGACACUAUGAUCUAUUGCCUGAUCGUCACUGGGAAGCUGACUUGGACCACAUGGAAUCCUUGAUUGACGCCGACACAGCAGCUAUCGUUGUCAACAGCCCGUCCAACCCUUGUGGCUCCGUCUACUCUAAAGGCCACCUGCAGGACAUACUGGCAGUUGCGGAGAGACACAAAGUCCCCAUCCUCUCAGAUGACGUCUACGCUCAUUUUGUGUUUGAGGGUCACAAAUAUCACUCUCUGGCCUCCCUUACAGACACAGUUCCUAUUCUCUCCUGUGGGGGUCUCACCAAGAGGUUUAUUGUACCAGGGUGGAGGAUGGGCUGGGUUGUGGUCCAUGACAGGAAAGGUAUCUUUGACAUGGAGGUGAGGACAGGACUGGUGAAUCUGUCACAGAGAAUCCUGGGACCUAACACCCUGAUCCAGGCAGCCUUAGAGCAGAUCCUUACCCAGACCCCACAGAGUUAUUUCCACAAGACUGUCUCCAUAAUUCAGACCAAUGCAGACCUGACUUAUGGGAUGUUGAAGCAGAUCCCCGGACUGGAACCUGUCAUGCCUUUUGGAGCCAUGUACAUGAUGGUAGGCAUUGACAUGCCAAAAUUCCCGGCCUUCAAUGAUGACUUGGAGUUCACUGAGGCAUUAGUGACAGAGGAAAGUGUGUUCUGUUUGCCAGCCAAGUGCUUCCAGUAUCCAAAUUUCUUCCGUAUUGUGCUCACCCUGCCAAAAGACAAGAUGGCUGUGGCAUGUGAACGAAUUCGCGAGUUCUGCAUGCGCCAUUAUCAGGACUGAGUCGCUGGAAAUGUUCAGAAGUGUGUCUAACAUAAUUAGUUGGACUGAAACUGUGGAACAUUGAGAACUGCAUGUUCCUUUGGCAUUUUCCAGACUGAAACUGAACAUUCAGAACUGUGUGUUCCAUCAUUAGCGACGUAGAUACCAGGAGUAGGAAGAUGAAACCUGGACGUCCCCAACAGAAACACAUUGCAUCAUAUGCUGUACAUUUUACAUAGACCUGUCCAAUGGAAUCUCUACUGCUGAAAGAUAUCUUGUCUUCUCAGGUUGUUAAUUGAUAGCUCUGUUGGUUUUAGACCACAUUCGGGCGCAUUCCAAUCUCAGGGGACAAAAUAUAAAGCCUUAAGACUUACCCUACAGCUGUCAGGCGCUAACAAAAAGUGCAUACACACACACACUUGCUAGACACCUUAACUUCCAAAAUAAUAAGAUCUCAUAACAAGAUUUUAUCACAUGCACAUGCCAUAUACAGUGCAUCAAUUCUCCAUAUCACAGUGUAUUGAGUGUGCAAUGAGUAGUUUAUUUUUAAUGCGUGACAGUUGGAAAAUGAAGUUUGAAAAUAUAUUUUAUUUUAAUACAUGUGCAUGUAAUAGAAAUAUUUACCUUUCUUAAAUAAGUCGUUUAGAUGAUAUUACAAAUAUUGUAUACAUGUAUCUAUAUGUAUGUGGGUUGAUUUAUCAUGUUGGUGUAUGUAUGUACAGGUGUAUACAUAUAUUUUUCAUUUCUGUUUGAAAGUACAUUUAUUUUUAACAUGUAUUCUGCAUUAAAUGCAUUAUGGGUUAGUCAGUAUAUAAAAAUUCGUAUCAACAAAUGUAUUUUAUUUUAGUAAAAAAUCAUUCUUGAAAUAAAGCGCUUGAGAUAAACAUAUUUGUGAUAUAUGCAAUAUUUAUAUUCACAAUCAAAAACUAUCUGUAUGGAAUGGAACUUUGAGUCGGACUUUGUGGUGAUUUUCAUGUGAGGUGAAAAUUACUGAAGCAUUUGGAACCUCGAAAUGUUUACGCAUAAUUUUUAAUGAUGGUUAAACUUUCCACACAUUAUGUCGUGAAUGAACCUCCUUGAAAAUAAAAGUUAAUUUAUCUGUUAUGUUUUUGCCAUUCAGUUUGUUGUCUAAUUACUUGAUUAUUGUUAAGAUAUGUUGUUACAAUAUUUCUGUUGACAUUUUCUGUAUUUGUUUGUGAUCUUUUGUUUUAAUUAUUUGUUGUGAUGAUGAUUUCUUGCCACUUACAUUUAGUGUCACAUGAAUGCCAUCAUAGAAUUUUUUUGUAAUACAGUACAACCUGAUGCUGGUUCUGUCAUGAUGAACAAGAUAAAUCCCCCAGUCAGUCAGUCAGAUCUUUUCAUUGAUUUGUCAGAUGUUUCAUGCAGACGUGCAACAUACAUGUUUAUACCUGUAAGUAUUAAAUUUCUGAUCCAUCCCCAUUGUUGAACAUUGUACACCUGCAUGUAUGCUUUGCGUUAAACACAGCAUAUUUUUCUUAUUUCAAAAACAUGUUAGAUCUCUAUCUAAGAUAUGAAAAGAAAAAAACAUUUCUGACCAAUAUAGUAUGGAAUAGUACAUGUGUCACUUUCUGGUUUACUGUAAUUCUUUAACCAUUUUGCAUAUUUGGAAGGUUUUUAUUCAGGCAUAUUCUGAAGGCAUUAUUUUGUGUGGACUUGAAGCCCUGAAAUUAGUCUACCCAGCCAAUGUGAUUUUGUCUCGAAAAUCAUAUUAAAAAUGUGCAUAAAUAGAGCUGAAAGUUGCCCUUUCAUACACGAAAAGGCUGUGGAAUUAGGGUAAGUGUAUUUUGUAUGAAUCCCUAAAUUUUCAGCUACAAUCUAACUGUAAGUGAAAGAAUCAGUAAUUUGUACAACAAUUCACCCAGUUCCCAAGGGAAGUGUUGAGUAUUAAAAAAAAAAUACAAAUUAUAGGCAAUGACCUCAUUUCAAUCGCACAUUUUUUGUUAACUUUUGAAUGAAUACUACUGGCACAUGAAAUGAAGACCUGCCAUUUGUAAUGGGCGUGGCAUAUAUGAAUUAUUUUUUGAAGACCAACUGCACAUGUAUGUGUAUGUAUGAAUUUAAGGGAAUAAUCUUUGAAUCAUUAUGAUCGUGUAAAUCACAAUCCUGGCCCUGUAUCUUGUAUAUUAUUAACAAACAUUAAUCUACAUGAACAGGAUAUUAAUUCUUCCACUGAAAUAUGAAAUAUGAAGAAAGUUGACUUGUGUAGCAAAAUUUGACAUCUUGCCACUGAAUCAUGAAAUUUGGUUGUUCUUGAUGGAUCAUUAGUUUUAUUCAAUAAAUAUUUUAUACUAGUCUUUUAUUCCAGGUAUUAAAAUAAUGAUUUAUGAAGAUAAUGACAAGUUAUGCAAACUUCCACAUAUACUAGUAACAUACAUAUGUAAUUUUAUUAUGACUAGCAUUCCAGAUUCAGUUUAGUGAACUUUUUCAAAGGUAUAAAUUUUAUUUGAAUAUCCUGUGUGGUCAGUUUUCAAAACAUUUGGCUAAUUUGGCCUAUGCUGAAACUACCAGUAUUACUGUACGCUGUUCUUGUAGUAUAUGAAUUUAAAGAAUUGUCUUUGUUCUGAAUGUUUUUCCUUUAGGCUAAGGUACAUUACUUGUUCUCCAUGUAUUCACUUUGGAUAUAAAGAUAUAUUUAGGGUGUGAGGCUUUCCAUUGUCUGGCCAUUUGUUUCAAGAAAUUGUAACUUCUGUCCAUUUCUAUUUAUGUUUCCUCAUACAUUGUAUGUAUAUAUGUAUGGUCUAUUUUUGCAUAAUAUCUCUUCACAUGCUUUAUCUGUGUUUAAUUCUUAUAGGAAAAAAGGAGUAAAAUUGUACAUAUCAGUUAUAUACUUUGGUUGUUAUGGUAAAGGUUUCUGAAAUACAUUAUGGUGAUGUAAUUUGAUGAAUCUUGGAAAAUAUUCCAUUUUAUGAUCUACCAUAGUUUGGCAAUGUAAAAAGAAGGUGUCGCCAAAUAUAUUAAAAUUAAUUUUUGUAUGAAUGCAAAUUUUAAUUUUCACUGCAAUAUGAGUGUAUUUUUUCUUUUUUCUUUUUUUUGUUCUCGUAUAAACUGAAUCUCGAAAAGUGCAAGUAUUUUAAUAAGUGAUUUAAACUGUGUUUUUAAGGUCAAAUAUUACCUUUAGUCAUAAAUAUGAAUUGUGAUAAAUUGACCGGUGUUUGUUGUGGAUUUAAUCUUCUAUAUUUUAUAAGAUAAAAUAUCCGGGUAUAGAAUAGCUGUAGGUAUAAAUGUACCUUCUUGUGUGAAACUGUAUUUUUAUACUGGGAAGAAAAUACAUUCAGCUACCCGGAGAAUUUUGGGUGUUUUCCAAAAAGUUCACUGAACUAUGAAAAUGUAAAUGAGGCCGUAUGCAACUGUUUGCACAUAUUAA